AUGACAGCAGGAACUAGCAGAUUGAAUACCAGAAGUGGAGUCCACUCCCCUCAGGUGCUGCAUGGUCAGCUGACCUUGUCCGGUGUGACACGCCCCCUCCAUAUUUCGGCCGUCUAUGCUAAGUGCCCAAGGGCGGACAGGUAUCCCCUGUGGGAAAAGCUUUGUGAACUGGCUGCUCUCUCAGAAGACACUCCGUGGGCAAUUGGAGGGGACUUCAACACUAUCCUUCAUCCGCACGACAGGAUUGGCAGUGAGUCCAACCGUUCUACGGAAAUGAUUGAUUUCGCCGAGACACUCGAGGACUGUAGGCAGCUCGACCCGGAUUUUGACGGUGCCAAUUACACUUGGGCCAAAAAUAGCCUCUUUGAAAGACUUGACAGAAUUUUUCUGAAUGAAGCAUGGAGCCUUUCGCUUCCAAAAUAUGUGGAUCCGCCACCCCAAUUUCUGGAUGUCAUCUGUGACGACUGGAGUCAGGACAUGGGUGCAGGAGGUCUACUUAACCUCCAGAUGAAACUUGCGAGACUCAAGAAGACCCUCAAAACGUGGAACAAGGAGGUGUUUGGCAACGUCCAAGCAAACCUCAAAGCUACCGAGGAGCUGAUCGUUGAGGCACAAACCAAUUUUGAAGCUGACCAUCACCGCAAAACAGGGCAGCCAUCAAUAAGCACAUUGCAACCUACAUUCUCACCUUAA
Molecule: messenger RNA, 693 nt
Organism: Salvia splendens (bonfire salvia)
Lineage: Eukaryota; Viridiplantae; Streptophyta; Magnoliopsida; Lamiales; Lamiaceae
Exons: 3
Coding region: 1-693 (230 amino acids)
Molecular function (GO): catalytic activity
Source: RefSeq, a predicted model, not a curated record